AACAGAAAGAGUCCCGAAUGAACGCAUUCCAAGAACCGAAGUUUACUUUGGUAUUAGACCAUGACUGUACUACAUCGCCGGUCACCUUGGUUACAGGAACGGAAAGAGAAUGUCAACGUGUCAUUAAAGAAAGUGUUAAUAAGACGGCAGAUUUCAGAAGUAUAUACAGACGACCGGACAAACCGUCACCUGGUAUAUCAGAGACAAUUAAAGAACAAAUGCAUAAUAUGUGUCCAUGUGACGCUCGAUCUCUAAAGAAAAGUUUGACAAAACGAUUUCCGGUCUGGAAGAUAAUGAAAAAAUACAAAUGGAGAACCGAUCUGCCAAGUGAUAUUGUGUCGGGUUUGACCGUCGGUAUCAUGCAGCUUCCGCAAGGUAUGGCGUACGCUCUUUUAGCAGAACUACCACCAGUUGUCGGUCUGUACAUGGCGUUCUUCCCCGUCCUUGUUUACUUCAUCUUCGGCACCUCCAAACAUAUUUCUAUGGGAACUGUUGCCAUAUGCAGUCUGCUGACAGGCUCUGUGAUAUCAAGAUUCUAUGACCCGGCCCUAGCGUCCACAGUUUUGGGUGUGAACCUCACUAAUACUUUGUCAGAAGAAGAGAAAAAUAUAAGUACGGACCCUAGUGAUCCGAUAGAAGUAGAACUACCGAACCAUGUGAAAUUUGACAUAGCAGCAUCGGUCUGUCUCCUAGUCGGUUUUGCACAGCUUUUUAUGGGCAUGUUCCGAAUGGGGUUCAUUACCACAUAUAUGUCGGACCCGCUGAUUGGUGGUUUUACAACCGGUUGUGCAGUACAUGUUGGUACAAGUCAGGUCAAAUAUGUGUUUGGUCUUCAUAUACCACGGUCUGACGGGAUCUUUCAAAUCAUAAAGACAUACGUCCUGAUAUUUCAUCAUAUAGGAGAAACGAAUGUGCCUACUUUGAUCAUGUCUCUGGUGUGUAUGGUGUUUAUUUACAUCAUAAAAGUACAGAUAAAUAUCAGGUUCAAAGACAGACUCAAGUUUCCGGUUCCAGUCGAACUUAUCGUGGUUGUCGUCGGUACGAUGACGUCAUAUUUUCUGAAUUUCUCCGAGAAGUAUGGGAUGAAAAUUGUCGGUGAAAUACCGAGAGGUUUACCCGAGCCGUCUUUCCCAAGUUUGCCUUCUACCAGUGUAUAUACAGCAGAUGUGUUUAUUAUAGCGAUAGUGGCCUUCUCACAAUGUGUAGGUCUAGCUGCGCUGAUGGCGAAAAAACAUGGCUACAGUUAUGAUGCAAAUCAGGAGUUGAUAGCGUAUGGUGCUGGUAAUAUUUUUGGCUCGUGUUUCUCGUGCUACCCUUACGCCGCCUCGGUAUCGAGAAGUUCCGUGCAGGAAUCGGCUGGUGGUAAAACGCAGCUGGCCAGUGUAUUUUCGGCAAUACUGGUUCUUAUUGUAAUUGUUUCCAUUGGACCAUUGUUUCAAACUUUACCUAACUGCGUUCUUGCGUCUAUCAUCACAGUAGCCUUACGAAGUUUAUUUCUACAAUUUCUAGACCUUCCAAAAAUUUACAGAACGUCUGUUUACGACUGUAUGAUCUGGAUUGUGACGUUCCUGGCAGUUGUUGUUUUACAUGUAGAUUAUGGUAUUUUACUUGGCAUGCUCUUUUCGUUCUUUACCGUCGUAAUUCGCUCACAGAGGGCAAAAGUGAAUAACCUGGAGAGGAUUGAGGCCGUCCAACUUUAUCAAGACAGUACGAAAUACGUUCAGACAGGGUCGGUUUCAGGAGUAGCUAUAGUUGGGUAUACGUCGCCGCUGUAUUACGCCAAUGGUUCGUUAUUUGUAAAGCAAGUCUAUGCAUUAACUGGUGUGGUACCGGAGAAAAAGAAGCGGCAAGUUAAGAGACAAUUAAAAGCGGAAAGAAUAAGGAUGAGUCAGAAAAAUAGUUCUGCGGCUCUUCUUCCAAACAUGAUGGCAAUGGAUGAUAGCAGUACGGAUCCUGGUGACCUAAUAAGACAAACGAUUGCGUGUGCAUCUCUGAUGGAAGACAAUAUGUUACACCACAUCAUACUUGACCUUUCAGGCGUGGCGUUCAUUGAUUCUGUUGGCGCGAAAGUUUUAAGACAGCUUGUAGAGGACUACCAGUCUGUCGAUGUCGAAGUUUUGUUCAGUAAUAUUAACGAUGAAGUAUGGAGGGUAAUGGAGACAACAGAUUUUAUCAAGUCAUAUGAAGAACGAAUGUAUUUGACAACUGACGACGCCCUCGAUGCCAUAAAUCGGAAGAUGCAGCGAGCAAAUGAACUAGGGCAAAUUUUAAACAGAGGCAGACGCAACCGGGACGAGGAUGACGACGAAUUAUUGACAAACAGAGUGUCUGUAAUCUAAAUUACAUAUUAAAUAGAAGUGUAAGUUGAAAAUAUAAC
Molecule: messenger RNA, 2377 nt
Organism: Ruditapes philippinarum (Manila clam)
Lineage: Eukaryota; Metazoa; Mollusca; Bivalvia; Venerida; Veneridae
Product: prestin-like
Exons: 18
Coding region: 18-2339 (773 amino acids)
Biological process (GO): transmembrane transport
Cellular component (GO): membrane
Molecular function (GO): chloride transmembrane transporter activity; bicarbonate transmembrane transporter activity; oxalate transmembrane transporter activity
Source: RefSeq, a predicted model, not a curated record